This is a messenger RNA of Daldinia caldariorum, 768 nucleotides long. RefSeq lists its product as uncharacterized. The record is from RefSeq and is a predicted model, not a curated record. Bases 1 to 768 code for a protein of 255 amino acids. Lineage: Eukaryota; Fungi; Ascomycota; Sordariomycetes; Xylariales; Hypoxylaceae. Gene Ontology annotation, cellular component: plasma membrane. The transcript is spliced from 2 exons.
AUGGGUCGUUUCGCAUGCCCAGGAGUUCUUAAACUCGCCAUGGUGCUGGUAACAGUCCCCGUUGCAAUGGCACGACAAGCCUAUCCUACCCGCCUCCCUGUGCCCGUCACUCUAGGGCACGCCACCGUCAUCACACCAACGCAGACUUACCCCAACACUACCAACAACAACAUCAACGACACGUCCCUGCCCGUCCAAACCGACGAGCCCGACUCGACCUUGUGUGCCCCCCCAGGUCCGCUGCGGAUCAUCGACGAGGACCCGGUGUUCAAGUACGUGGGGUGCUGGUCGGAAUUGACGCUCAUCGAUCCUGCCAUGCACGCUCUGGACGGGCCUUCGCUCAUGGCCCCCGGGCUCAUGAACGUGCACCUGUGCGUCGACUUCUGCCGCCACACCCAGAACAGGAACGCCCCGAACCGCACCGGGUUCCAGUACGCCGCGCUCGAGUACUCCUUCCAGUGCUGGUGCGGCGACCACCUCUCCGAGCACAGUUCCCAUUUGGUCGAUACCGUGUGCGAUCUUCCCUGCGACGGCGCCAACACGACGGCCUGCGGCGGCCACCUCGCCAUGACGCUGUACAACGCCACGCAGAAGAAGACGCCCGGCGGCGGCAACGACGGGUUCGGCAACGGAACCGGCAACGGCACCGGCGGCAGCGUCGAUGCCGACCUACCCCGGGGCCCCGACGCCCAGGCCGCCCUCCAAACCGUCGGCCUUGGUCUCCUCGCGCUCGCUGUGACUUUCGCUCUGGGCUGGGAGUGCUUGUAA